GGUCCUAGGUAUCCCAGACACCCUGGAGGCUCAGACCCUCCACUGCUGACCCCUGCACGCCCCAGCCUCACCCUCUCCAGCCCCACAAUGACAGGAGAGGCCACCUCCGAGGCCACUGCCUCUGGUCCAGAGGAGACAGCAUCUGAGUCUGUCAGUGUGCCCAUCACAGAGCCUUCUGGAGAAGUGGCAGCAUCGGAGUCCCAAGGAGAAGAACAGGCGGAGGAGCCCCAGGAGCCCCAGGACCCUGCUUCUCAGGCACCGGCCCCCACAGCUCCCACGGUCACUAAGCCUGCACCCCCAAGCGAAGAUGUCCCYAGCGCACCGCUGCUGCUGACCGUGGAGGAUGUGAGCAGCAGCUCCGUGACUGUGAGCUGGGAGCCCCCGGAGAAGCUGGGGAGGCUGGGGCUCCAGGGCUACGUGGUGGAGAUCUGCAGAGAGGGAACCUCAGAGUGGGUCCCUGUGAAUGCCCGGCCCAUGAUGGUGACCCAGCAGAUCUUGCGGAACCUGSCUCUAGGGGACAAGUUCUUCCUGCGUGUGGCCGCAGUGAGCUCCGUGGGGGCUGGUCCACCUGCAGUGCUGGACCAGCCUGUCCACAUCCAGGAGAUCAUAGAGCCCCCCAAGAUCCGUGUCCCCCGCCACCUUCGGCAGACUUACAUCCGCCAGGUCGGAGAGUCGAUCAACCUUCAAAUCCCCUUCCAGGGGAAGCCCAAGCCUCAGGCCUCAUGGACACACAACGGCCAAGCCUUGGACGGCAAGCGGGUAAACGUGCGCAACGGGGACCAGGAUUCCAUCCUCUUCAUCCGCUCCGCCCAGCGCUCUGACUCAGGCCGCUAUGAACUCACUGUGGGGCUGGAAGGUCUGGAGGCCAAGGCAGCCAUCGACAUCCUGGUGAUUGAGAAGCCUGGGCCCCCCAGCAGCAUCAAGCUACUGGACGUGUGGGGUUGCAAUGCUGCCCUUGAGUGGACACCACCCCAGGACACUGGCAACACMGAGCUCCUGGGCUACACGGUGCAGAAGGCAGACAAAAAGACGGGGCAAUGGUUCACAGUGUUGGAGCGCUACCACCCAACCACCUGCACCAUCUCCCAUCUCAUCGUUGGCAACUCGUACUACUUCCGGGUCUUCUCAGAAAACCUGUGUGGCCUCAGCGACUCAGCCACCUCCACCAAGGAGCUCGCCCACAUCCGGAAGGCGGAUAUUGCUGCCAAACCUAAAGGGUUCAUUGAGCGAGACUUCUCGGAAGCCCCCUCGUUCACUCAGCCGCUGGCUGACCACACCUCCACCCCCGGCUACAGCACUCAGCUCUUCUGCAGCGUCAGAGCAUCGCCCAAGCCCAAGAUCAUCUGGAUGAAAAACCAAAUGAACAUCCAGGGGGACCCCAAAUACCGUGCCCUCUCUGAGCAAGGGGUCUGCACCCUGGAGAUCCGGAAACCCAGCCCCUUUGAUUCCGGGGUCUACACCUGCAAGGCCAUCAACGUGCUGGGGGAGGCAUCCGUGGAUUGCCGGCUGGAAGUCAAAGCCUCAGCCACACACUGAAGAGCAAUGGAGGAGGCUGGUGUGAGGAGACAGGUCCUGCAGGCCUGAGGGGUCCGUCCCCCAGGYCCAAAAUCUAGCUCAGCAGAUACCAAAUGACCUGCAUGUCCAUAGCAACAACUGAUGGAACGGCCCCUACCUGAUGACCUCCUGUCCCCGGAGGCUGGAGUUCAGAACUCAGGAGAGGGCCUGGCGGGCCCCAGGUCAGGCAUUCUGGGCACCAGGGAGCCCRGAAGGAACAGAGAUUGGAACACCCUGCAGAGUUGUACCCUGAGCAAGAAGCACUCCAAUAAAGGUGUGUGAUGUUACAG
Molecule: messenger RNA, 1844 nt
Organism: Urocitellus parryii (Arctic ground squirrel)
Lineage: Eukaryota; Metazoa; Chordata; Mammalia; Rodentia; Sciuridae
Gene: Mybph
Product: myosin binding protein H
Molecular function (GO): protein binding
Source: RefSeq, a predicted model, not a curated record